CUGCCAUAAUUUUUUAUUGAUCUGAAGAAGACCAUGAAGUUCUGGAGAAACAAGGGAAAAGAGAGGAGGAAACAAUGGUUCUUGGACAACGGAAGCACUUUUCUCAAAGAGCUCAUUGUUGGAUGCAACGGUAAAACCAAUCCUAUCCGAAGCUUCUCUUCUGAUCAGAUCCUCAAGGCCACAAAUGGAUUUGAUCCAAGCCGCUAUGUAACGAGUGACCUUUACUACACUUGGUUCACCGGUAGCAUUGAAGAUAGAUCUUACAUGAUCAAGAUGUAUCCUGAGGAGAAAGUCAGAGGGGAUGGAGAUGGAAUUGGAGCUGUUUACAACGACGUUGUCAUAUCUGCUCGUGUUACCAAUCACAUCAACUUCCUGAAGCUGUUGGGAUGCUGUCUCGAGUUCCCAUGUCCAGUUCUGGUGUUUGAACACGCGGAGAACGGAGCAUUAGGACACCAAGGAGGUAUAGGUUCCAAGGAUACAGAGUUCUUACCUUGGGAUGUAAGACUAAAGGUGGCUAAGGAGAUAGCCAGUGCGGUUACUUAUCUACACACAGAGUUCCCUAGGAUCAUUGUACACAGAAACAUAACUCCCAUGAAUGUUUUCUUGGACAAGAACUGGACAGCUAAGCUGUCUGAUUUUUCCCUUGCUCUAACUCUCCCUGAGGGGAAGUCUCAAAUGGAAGAUCAAGUGAUGGGAUGGCCCGGAUAUUUAGAUCCUUCUUAUCUACAUACGAGUAUUGUUACAGAGUAUGCUGAUGUUUAUAGCUUUGGAAUCUUUAUGAUUGUUCUUCUAAUUGGAAGACAUGGCAUGGCUCCUCGGUCUGAUGCGCGCUUCAUCGAUAUACGUAACUAUGUAAGAGGGUUACAAGAGAAAGGAGAGUUCAUUGAGACCAUAUACCGGGUUGGAGUGAGAGAUAUUGUGGAGGUUGAAAGAUUUCAAGUGGACAAGUUUAUUGAGCUUGCCUUCAGAUGCUGUGAGAGGAGUGUGGAGAAGAGACCGAAGAUGAUUGAUGUCGCCAAGGAGCUUAAACGGAUUCAGAGAUCACUAUGUUGAUACAGCAGCUGAUCCUAGCUCUCAGGAUUCAACAUUUAUAUAUAUAUAUAUCUGUUUUUGCUUGAAAUAUUCAUUAAACUCGUGGGAGAAGACCUCUUGAAGUAAGUUGCAGCAAUCUUCUUAAAGACAUCCAGGAAGAAAGUUGGCUGAAGAAAAAUAAACAGGAUUUGGAUCUUGGCUCUGAUCCCAUAAUAGAUUGAUAAGAAUAUGUUCAUUUCACUAGUAAGAUUAAUCAUUAUGACAGUACAAACCUGUCAUUGAUCUGUGGAGCCUACCGCAUAUCCCAUCAUUGAGAGAGGCUCAAGUUCAAGUUUGGGUAUGGGCUAUUGAAAGCAUGAGGAGUCUUCACUUCUCGAAGAUAGUGUUUGUAGGAGAUUCAAAAGAGUUAGUUGGAGCUGUUAUCAGACCGCCUGCUUGGCCAUCGUUUAGGUGGAUGUCGAACAGAAUCCUAUCUUCUCUCCAGUAUAUUCCUGAGUGGAAAUUGGAAAAAGCUGAUAGGUCUGUGAUCUGUGGAGCCUACCGCAUAGCUCAGAGUGUGGUUGUAUGGGAUUUACCUCAAUCGUAUGUGGCCACAAGCUAUCCUUCUUGGGUGGUUGAUCUUUUUGGCUAAGUUAAUGGUAGUUGUGUUUUCCUUUAUGUGUUGCCUUCGAUGGUGGUUGAUCCUUUCUUUUUUGGUAUCUGACUUGUAAUAUGUUGGUUUACAACUUUGUUCGGAGUAUAAGUGAAAUGAUAUGUUUAAAGUGAAAAAAAAAAAAAGACAGUACAAACCUAUGU
Molecule: messenger RNA, 1827 nt
Organism: Brassica oleracea var. oleracea
Lineage: Eukaryota; Viridiplantae; Streptophyta; Magnoliopsida; Brassicales; Brassicaceae
Product: non-functional pseudokinase ZED1-like
Exons: 1
Coding region: 34-1053 (339 amino acids)
Biological process (GO): cell surface receptor signaling pathway; protein phosphorylation
Cellular component (GO): plasma membrane
Molecular function (GO): protein serine/threonine kinase activity; ATP binding
Source: RefSeq, a predicted model, not a curated record